Molecule: messenger RNA, 1191 nt
Organism: Euleptes europaea (tarantolino)
Lineage: Eukaryota; Metazoa; Chordata; Lepidosauria; Squamata; Sphaerodactylidae
Gene: RAD52
Product: RAD52 homolog, DNA repair protein
Exons: 11
Coding region: 1-1191 (396 amino acids)
Biological process (GO): double-strand break repair via homologous recombination; DNA recombinase assembly; mitotic recombination
Cellular component (GO): nucleus
Source: RefSeq, a predicted model, not a curated record
AUGUCCGGAAGAGAUUUGACAAAAGAUGCAAGUAGCAGCACCACUGCCAGCUCCAGUAUGAGUUUUGGACAGUGUCGGUAUACAGCAGAUGAGUACCAGGCCAUCCAGGCUGCCCUGCGGCAGAGAUUGGGCCCAGAAUACAUCAGCAGCCGACAAGCUGGUGGAGGACAGAAGGUUUGCUACAUUGAGGGACAUAGAGUUGUCAGUCUGGCCAAUGAGAUGUUUGGAUACAAUGGCUGGGCUCAUUCAGUCACUCAGCAGAAUGUUGAUUUUGUUGAUCUAAAUAACGGCAAGUUCUAUGUGGGCGUCUGCGCCUUUGUAAAAGUCCAACUUAAGGACGGGUCAUAUCACGAAGAUGUUGGCUAUGGAGUAAGUGAAGGCUUGAAAUCUAAGGCCUUGUCUCUGGAAAAAGCAAGGAAAGAGGCAGUUACAGAUGGACUGAAAAGGGCACUGAAGUGCUUUGGUAAUGCGCUUGGGAACUGCAUCCUGGACAAAGACUACUUGCGAUCAGUGAAUAAGCUUCCCCGUCAGAUGCCCCCGGAUUUAGAUUUGGGCAAUGCUAAAAGACAAGACUUUGAGCCCGCUGUGGAGAAGGCCAGAUACAGUAGCUGUUUACAGAAGGAGCACGAAGACCAGCAGCAGUUUGCCACUACUACUUCCGGCAAAUCUGACCAAUCAGAACUUUUACUGAGCACUUCUGAACAAGAUCCGGAAAACAGCAGAGUUUCACUGCCCUCGGCGGGUGAUGCCACAUACCAGCGGAAAUUACGGCAGAAGCAACUGCAGCAGCAGUUUAGACAGCAGAUGCAGAAGAAAGAGCAGAUCAAAUCAAAUGUUCCAGCUGGUCAGGCUAGCAACCAAGCUCAUAAUGUUUCUCCUACAAAGCACAGUACUGCAGCCCAUCUGGAACCCACUUUGGAAGAGGAGUUCCUUGUAGAUGACCCUGGGCUCUGGGACUUGCCCUUGGAGGCCACUGACCCCAGCGUUACCAAUCACAACGCAGCACCUAUGCCAGUCCAGCAUCCAGGCCAGCAUCAGAUGACGACUCACAACAGAACACCUCAAAGAAUAAGCCAUAAAAGAUUAUAUGCAAAACCUGAACCUGGCCAGGCAUCCAUUAGUCCCAAACCUUAUUCACCAGCAGGAAGAAGGAGUCAAGGUAUGAAGAAGAGAAGAUUAGAGCCCUCUUAG